CACGUGGAUGCCCCUGGGAGCCUCCAAUCAGACAAGCACCACCUCUCUCCUGAAUGACCCCAUGGCCGAGAGGAACAGCACCAACUCCACCAGGGCUCUGUGGCUGCUGGAGGGAACAAGGGCCACCGGGUACAUCCUCACCAUCAUCGGCAUCUUUGGGGUGAUUUUCCUCUUCCAGUUGGCCAGCAACAUCCUCAGGAAGAAUGAUAAGUCCUUGGAAGAUAUUUAUUACUCCAGUUUGACCCUUAAACUAAGAAAGAAAGGGCUCCAGAGCAAAGUGGCCAAAUGUUCCUCAGUGAUCAUUUGCAACCCAGCUGUCCUACAGCUACCCAGGCCUGCCUGGUGUCAAAGUGCAGAAACAGCAAGCCCCAGAUGAGAGUCCGGGAGAUCCCUUGAAAGUCAGUCUACAGAUCUCCAAGGGGAGGCUCCAACCUUUUUCAGGAGGAGUAUCUUUGGGUUUCCUGCAACUUGAAGAGAGGUCUUGAGCCUUUGAACAGAACUGAAAGAGCAUCACCAUGUUAUGGUGCAUCCGGAUGAUGAGUAUGCUCUGCCAGCAGCCCUUAUCGCUCUGAAGCUUUCUGAUGCUUUAGGCUGGAGGCAGCAGAAGUCAUACUUGCCCUCUAGUGAAGCCUUUGGGGGGAAAGGUGUAUGCAUCCAGAGUGCUCAGAGGAAUCCAGGACAUUCUGAGGAAAUGGGUGGUUUCUUGUCAUGGAAAGGCCAAUUUGGAGUUACAUGCUUUAGAUUAAAAAUUCACCUUCUAGAGAUAGGCCACAUAAAGUCUGAGGGGCUGGUGUUCACCUGGAACCUGUGAAAGUUAGGAUAGAUGUGACCAAAGGGUCACUUAUUUUUAAAGACUUUGACUCCAUUGAAUUCAUAACCACAGUUGUUUAUACCAGAAGUUAGGGAUUUUUCUUUUUAAUUGAAUGAGUGGAGUGCAUUGGAAAAUACACUUUCUUUGGACUCAGAAGCCCUGGACUCCACUCUGGGCUUGAUUAUCACUGCUUUCCUGUCUGUGUGCACACUAUGCCACCUCUCUGGAACUCCAUCUAUAGGUAAAGUGAGAGAACCAUGCCAGAUUAGCCAA
Messenger RNA from Cavia porcellus (domestic guinea pig), 1084 nucleotides. It is a transcript of the gene Smim34, whose product is annotated as small integral membrane protein 34. The transcript has a single exon. The record is from RefSeq and is a predicted model, not a curated record. NCBI's taxonomy places the organism in Eukaryota, Metazoa, Chordata, Mammalia, Rodentia, Caviidae. The coding region runs from base 8 to 376 and encodes 122 amino acids.